CGGCGCCCGGUGAGCGCGCCGGGGACGAGAGGCGAGUCGAGAGUGGAGGAGGAGGAGGAGGCGGCGGCGGCGGGAGCGCUCCCCAGGAAUGUCGCUGCUGCCGCCGCCAGCGCCGCGGCCGCUGCCGUUGCCGCCGAGGAGGAGACGGCGGAGACCGACGCUGUUAGGGAGAUGAUCCAUCUGAUUUUGAAGACCUUUCUGAGGAAAUGAGGGAAAUAUGAAGAACCAAAUAUAAUUUUGAAAUUCAGGAUCUGUAUUUUGAGAUGACUUUAUUUUCAGAAUGAAAAGCAUAUGUGGUUACCUUUAUGAAUGUAGAGACAUGAGAAGAAAGUUAUGAUGGCAAAAAACAAAGAGCCUCGUCCCCCAUCCUAUACUAUCAGUGUAGUUGGACUCUCUGGAACUGAAAAAGACAAAGGUAACUGUGGAGUUGGAAAGUCUUGUUUGUGCAAUAGAUUUGUACGCUCAAAAGCAGAUGAAUAUUAUCCAGAGCAUACUUCUGUGCUUAGCACCAUUGACUUUGGAGGAAGAGUAGUAAACAAUGAUCACUUUUUAUAUUGGGGUGACAUAAUACAAAGUGGUGAAGAUGGAGUAGAAUGCAAAAUUCAUGUCAUUGAACAGACAGAGUUCAUUGAUGACCAGACUUUCUUGCCUCAUCGGAGUACAAAUUUGCAACCAUAUAUAAAACGUGCAGCUGCCACUAAAUUACAGUCAGCAGAAAAACUGAUGUAUAUUUGCACUGAUCAACUUGGCUUGGAGCAAGACUUUGAGCAGAAGCAAAUGCCAGAAGGGAAGCUCAAUGUAGAUGGAUUUUUAUUGUGCAUUGAUGUAAGUCAAGGAUGUAAUAGGAAAUUUGAUGAUCAACUUAAAUUUGUCAAUAACCUUUUUGUCCAGCUAUCAAAAUCAAAAAAACCUGUAAUAAUAGCAGCAACUAAAUGUGACGAAUGUGUGGAUCAUUAUCUUAGAGAAGUUCAAGCAUUUGCUUCAAACAAAAAGAACCUUCUUGUAGUGGAAACAUCAGCACGAUUUAAUGUCAACAUUGAGACAUGUUUCAUUGCACUGGUACAAAUGUUGGAUAAAACUCGUGGCAAACCUAAAAUUAUUCCCUAUCUGGAUGCUUAUAAAACACAGAGACAACUUGUUGUCACAGCAACAGAUAAGUUUGAAAAACUUGUGCAGACGGUGAGAGACUAUCAUGCAACUUGGAAAACUGUUAGUAAUAAAUUAAAAAAUCAUCCUGAUUAUGAAGAAUACAUCAACUUAGAGGGAACAAGAAAGGCCAGAAAUACGUUCUCAAAACAUAUAGAACAACUUAAACAGGAACAUAUAAGAAAAAGAAGAGAAGAAUAUAUAAAUACCUUACCAAGAGCUUUUAAUACUCUUUUGCCAAACUUGGAGGAGAUAGAACAUUUGAAUUGGUCAGAAGCUUUGAAAUUAAUGGAGAAAAGAGCAGAUUUCCAGUUAUGUUUUGUGGUGCUAGAAAAAACACCUUGGGAUGAAACUGACCAUAUAGACAAAAUAAAUGAUAGACGAAUCCCAUUUGACCUCUUGGGCACUUUAGAAGCUGAAAAGGUCUAUCAGAACCAUGUACAACAUCUAAUAUCAGAGAAAAGGCGAAUUGAAAUGAAGGAAAAAUUUAAGAAGACUUUGGAAAAAAUUCAGUUCAUUUCACCUGGGCAGCCAUGGGAGGAAGUUAUGUGCUUUGUUAUGGAGGAUGAAGCCUUCAAAUACAUCACUGAGGCUGACAGCAAAGAGGUGUAUGGUAGGCAUCAGCGAGAGAUAGUUGAAAAAGCCAAAGAAGAGUUCCAGGAAAUGCUUUUUGAGCAUUCUGAACUUUUUUAUGAUUUAGACCUUAAUGCAACACCAAGUUCAGAUAAAAUGAGUGAAAUUCAUACAGUUCUGAGUGAAGAACCUAGGUACAAAGCUUUACAGAAACUUGCACCUGAUAGGGAAUCGCUUCUCCUUAAACACAUAGGAUUUGUUUAUCAUCCCACUAAAGAAACAUGCCUUAGUGGCCAAAAUUGUACAGACAUUAAAGUGGAGCACUUACUUGCCAGUAGUCUUUUACAGUUGGAUCAUGGACGCCUACGCUUAUAUCAUGAUAGUACCAAUAUAGAUAAAGUUAACCUUUUCAUUUUAGGGAAAGAUGGUCUUGCCCAAGAACUAGCAAAUGAGAUAAGGACGCAAUCCACUGAUGAUGAAUAUGCCUUAGAUGGAAAAAUUUAUGAACUUGAUCUUCGGCCAGUUGAUGCCAAAUCGCCUUACAUUUUGAGUCAAUUAUGGACUGCCGCCUUUAAACCACAUGGGUGCUUCUGUGUAUUUAAUUCCAUUGAGUCAUUGAGUUUGAUUGGGGAAUUUAUUGGAAAAGUGAGAACUGAAGCUUCUCAGAUCAGAAAAGAUACAUAUAUGGCUAAUCUUCCAUUUACAUUAAUUUUGGCUAAUCAGCGCGAUUCCAUUAGUAAGAAUCUACCCAUUCUCAGGCACCAAGGACAGCAGUUGGCAAACAAGUUACAGUGUCCUUUUGUAGAUGUACCUCCUGGUACAUAUCCUCGUAAAUUUAAUGAAUCCCAAAUAAAGCAAGCUCUAAGAGGAGUCUUGGAAUCAGUUAAACACAAUUUGGAUGUGGUAAGCCCAGUUCCUACCAAUAAAGAUGUAUCAGAAGCUGACUUGAGAAUUGUCAUGUGUGCCAUGUGUGGUGAUCCAUUUAGUGUAGAUCUUAUUUUAUCACCCUUCCUUGAUUCUCAUUCUUGUAGUGCUGCUCAAGCUGGGCAGAAUAAUUCCCUAAUGCUUGACAAAAUUAUCGGUGAAAAAAGAAGGCGGAUACAGAUCACAAUAUUAUCGUACCACUCCUCAAUUGGAGUAAGGAAAGAUGAACUGGUUCAUGGGUAUAUAUUAGUUUACUCUGCAAAACGGAAAGCAUCAAUGGGAAUGCUUAGAGCAUUUCUGUCAGAAGUUCAGGACACCAUUCCUGUACAACUGGUGGCAGUUACUGACAGCCAAGCAGAUUUUUUUGAAAAUGAGGCUAUCAAAGAAUUAAUGACUGAAGGAGAACAUAUUGCAACUGAGAUCACUGCUAAAUUUACAGCAUUAUAUUCUUUAUCUCAGUAUCAUCGGCAGACAGAAGUCUUUACUCUGUUUUUUAGUGAUGUCCUAGAGAAAAAAAAUAUGAUAGAAAAUUCCUAUUUGUCUGAUAAUACAAGAGAAUCAGCCCAUCAAAGUGAGGAUGUUUUUCUACCAUCCCCCAGAGACUGUUUUCCCUAUAACAACUACCCUGAUUCAGAUGAUGACACCGAAGCACCACCUCCUUAUAGUCCAAUUGGGGAUGAUGUACAGUUGCUUCCAACACCUAGUGACCGUUCCAGAUACAGGUUAGAUUUGGAAGGAAAUGAAUAUCCUAUUCAUAGCACCCCGAACUGUCAUGAUCAUGAACGCAACCAUAAAGUGCCUCCACCUAUUAAACCUAAACCAGUUGUACCUAAGACAAAUGUGAAGAAACUGGAUCCAAACCUUUUAAAAACAAUUGAAGCUGGUAUUGGUAAAAAUCCAAGAAAACAGAUUUCUCGGGUCCCUUUGGCACAUCCUGAAGAUAUGGAUUCUUCAGAUAACUAUGCGGAGCCCAUUGACACCAUUUUCAAACAGAAGGGCUACUCUGAUGAGAUUUAUGUUGUUCCAGAAGAUAGUCAAAAUCGAAUUAUUAAAAUUCGAAACUCAUUUGUAAAUAAUACCCAAGGAGAUGAAGAAAAUGGGUUUUCAGAUAGAACCUCAAAGGGUCAUGGGGAACGGAGACCUUCAAAAUACAAAUAUAAAUCUAAAACUUUAUUUAGCAAAGCCAAGUCAUAUUAUAGAAGAACACAUUCAGAUGCAAGUGAUGAUGAGGCUUUCACUACUUCUAAAACAAAAAGAAAAGGAAGACAUCGUGGAAGUGAAGAAGAUCCACUACUUUCUCCUGUUGAAACUUGGAAAGGUGGAAUUGAUAAUCCUGCUAUCACUUCUGACCAGGAGGUAGAUGAUAAGAAGCUGAAGAAGAAAACCCACAAAGUAAAAGAGGAUAAAAAGCAGAAAAAGAAAAUUAAGAACUUCAAUCCACCAACACGUAGAAAUUGGGAAAGUAAUUACUUUGGGAUGCCCCUCCAGGAUCUGGUUACAGCUGAGAAGCCCAUACCACUAUUUGUUGAAAAAUGUGUGGAAUUUAUUGAAGAUACAGGAUUAUGUACUGAAGGACUGUAUCGUGUUAGUGGAAACAAAACUGAUCAAGACAAUAUUCAAAAGCAGUUUGAUCAAGAUCAUAAUAUCAGUCUAGUAUCAAUGGAAGUGACAGUAAAUGCUGUAGCUGGAGCUCUUAAAGCUUUCUUUGCAGAUCUACCAGAUCCUUUAAUUCCAUAUCCACUCCAUCCAGAGCUAUUGGCAGCAGCAAAAAUUCCAGAUAAAAUAGAACGCCUUCACGUCUUGAAAGAAAUUGUUAAGAAAUUUCAUCCUGUAAACUAUGAGGUAUUCAGAUACGUGAUAACACACCUGAACAGGGUCAGUCAGCAAAAUAAAAUCAACCUAAUGACAGCAGACAACUUAUCCAUCUGUUUUUGGCCAACGUUGAUGAGACCUGAUUUUGAAAAUCGAGAGUUUCUGUCUACUACUAAGAUCCAUCAAUCUGUUGUUGAAACAUUCAUUCAACAGUGUCAGUUUUUCUUUUAUAAUGGAGAAAUUAUAGAAACUGUGAAUGCUGUGGCUCCUCUACCACCUACAAACCCUGGACAAUUAGUGGAAUCAAUGGUGCCACUUCAGUUACCACCACCAUUGCAACCUCAGCUGAUUCAACCACAAUUACAGACAGAUCCUCUUGGUAUUAUAUAAGUAGAAACUGAUUGCAUACAGCCUGAAAUUGGACAAAAAAGUCUAGACAUGCAUGUUUCAGGGUUCAGUAGUAUACUUCAUAUUUCAUAAAAAUAAUUCACAUUUAAAAUGAAAUUUUCUCUUUGAGCUAUAUUAUAUUCCUUAUUCACCUCCAUUACAAAUCAAAGACCAUAUGGUAAGCAUGACUGGAGAGGUUUAAUUUUUAUAAACAAAAAUAGCUAUAAAAUACAAAGCUGCUGCUGCAUGCAACCUUAUUGCAAUCAGUAUAUCAUUCCUGUGGCAAUUUCUGUCACAUUAUAUUGUGAAUAAAAUUUUUCUAUAGAAAUUAAAUGAUUUAAAGACUCACAUAUAUGAAACAUUUAAUGCUUCUCAGCCUGCUUUAUGGCUGGUUUUGUUACUCAAUGUGCUAAUUUGGGUAUCUUAAUUUACAUUCUAGCAGUCUGUAGAUAACUAAAAGCCCAGUUAAGUAUUUUAUAAUUUCAGGCUACUUAUGCCAUGCUUGGGAUGUUGUUUGAAAGAAAGAAAGACAGAAAAAAAAUGUAACAUUUCACAUUUCUGCACCUUCAUUUGUACUUCUAAGUAAACCUGUGGAUAAUUUGAUGAGGUAUAAAUGAGCCUUUUUCUUUUACACAUAUACCAAGGACAUGCUUGUGGCUAAAGUGAGUUGAUAAUGUGGUACAAAGGGUAGUUAUCACCAACCCAUUUCUUUAUGGUCUAUAAUAAAAGAACCAUUUUGUAUACUGUUAAUUCUGUAAACAGAUGCAUGUUCAAAAGAUCUAUGAUGGUCUUAUAAUCUUAAUCUAAUAUAUUUUAGAUGUUUUAAUUUUUUCCCUCUUAGGGAAUACAUUUAGUAUAGUGUAGAAAAUGCUUCAUGACAUUUUCAUAUAAGGUUAUAUAACUUUUCAUACAUAAACAUAAAAUUUGUUGUAGAAAAUUCUUUAAACCAAAUUUUAAUCUAGGACUUCAAUUUAAUCUGUUCCCUGAAUCUAUUUUUAUGUGGCCCUUAAGAACAUAUCCAAAAUAUCCAUUGCUAAUAUAGCAAUAAAAAUACUUUGGGUACUGACAGACUCAUUGGAGUGUGUAUAUAUAAAAUCACAAACUUGCAUUCAUAUCUUUUCUGUGAUGUGUUGUGUUAAAAUCCAAAAUGGCUUUUGCACCAUUUUUUAAACCAGUUGUUUUCUUUUGAUGUUGGUACCGGAUUUGCUAUAAAUGACUGCUGCUUUUAGAGUUACAUUUGUUAAUGAAGAUACAACCAGAGCACUAAGUUACAGGAAAAAUUUUUCAGUACUGGUAGCACAGGUAAAUUUUGUUUGACUUCAUUUAAAAUUCUUUCAUUAUCAAGCCACCAAUUUUUUUUCUGGAAAGGGAAAAUAAGGUAUUUCCAUUACUAGAUACGUAAUGAAGAAGAAAUUAACUGGUUAUUGUUAUAAUCUUCAUACUGCAGUUUUUAAAGUUACCGUGUGUGUAAAUAGAUGAUUUUGAGAUUCAAGGCUCCUAACAGUUUGAUUUACUUCAUUUUUUCCCUAAAAUAUUUCCUAGAAUUGUACUUCCAGUUUUCACUUCAGAACCAAGAUGUCAAUAUGAACCAGGCUGCUGUUGAAAUACAUGUAUAUUAUAAAUUAUCUUAUUUGUGUUAUAAUCUUACAUGUUAUAUUAUCUUUUCUAAGAAAACAAAGUCCCUAUUAUUCCUAUUGCAAAGCACACAGGAAUUAAGAAAGUACAGUAAUUUUUAAAAAAAUAUCCGGUAAAUGUAGUAUUCUUAACUUGUUCUAUAUUACUUAUGCCUAUUGUCUAUAUAGCUUUAAUUUAUAGCUGUCAGUUUAACAUUGGCAUGUCUGGCAAAGAAAAUUAAAACUUUAAGAGUUUUAUAAACUGUUUCUAGGUUGCUAAAGAAUUUAUUUUUCUACUAUAUAUGGUAUAGACAAAGCAUCAAACUAUGUACAGGGAAAAAAAAGCCUGACUAUUUCUAUUGGAAGUAGGCUGAAAAGAGAAUUUUCAGAACUGUUCUUGUCUUUGGUUCAGUCUAUCAUAACUUGGCUAUUGUAAUAUGUGAAUUCAGUUUAUUUAAGCUGUUCUCUUUUUAUACCAUGUUAAUUUAACAUUCAUUUGCAUUUAGUACCAUUUUGUUACUACAAUUAGCAUUUAUCCUUUUCCACAUUUAACCACCUUACACCUUUCCUAAAACUUUUUUUCUGCUUUCUAUGCAUUCUAUCAUUGAUUUGACACACUUCAUAGUGAGUCGUUUAAAUGUUCUACAUUUGGUUCAAUUAAUAGGUUACAGUUAUUAAAAAUUAAAGUCCAAUUUAAAGCUCA
Dipodomys spectabilis (banner-tailed kangaroo rat) is the source of this 7158-nucleotide messenger RNA. RefSeq names its product Rho GTPase activating protein 5 (gene Arhgap5). Gene Ontology annotation, biological process: signal transduction. The record is from RefSeq and is a predicted model, not a curated record. The transcript has 7 exons. Bases 334 to 4845 code for a protein of 1503 amino acids. NCBI's taxonomy places the organism in Eukaryota, Metazoa, Chordata, Mammalia, Rodentia, Heteromyidae.